UGAAUAGAUGUACCAAACAAAUGAUUCAGUACCGUGAUUCCUUCCUCGUGAAUCGUAGUGUAGCGUGGUAACCACGAAACGAUUUUACGUCGCGCGUGAACGAAAAUAAAAUCCCCCAUCUGUUCAAAUAUUGUGCAAGUUGUUUUUAUACUGUACCCCAAAAAACCUCAGCUCAAAAUGUGUACGUUUUACGUCCCUCAUGUCUCGACGUAGCCGCGUUUUGUUCAUUUAUAUUUUUGUGUUCAGUGCUUGAGUGGGUUUUGUUUUUGUAUCCGUGUAUUGUGAAUGGAUUUAUUAUAACUCGAUUAUGAAGGCGUGCGCUUCGUAAAAGAUAACUAAAAUGGUACAAUGACGUGAAAGCGAUGCUGCUUCAGCAGACGUCGUCACCCGGUCCCAGCGGCACAGCCAGCCCCAAGCUAACCCCCAACCGACCCAACAUCAGCCCCAACUUCACCACCCGACUCACCGGCAGCCCCAGUCUAAGCGAUGGAGCAUCAAGUUCAAAUAGCCCCAGAUUGGGCACUAACAGUCCCAAGUUGGGCGCCAGUCCGAAGUAUGGGAGCCCUAGAAUGGGGAGUGGGAGUCCCAGAAUGGGAAGCGGGAGUCCAAGGUUCGAAGGAAAAGGUGCUUUGGAGGACGAGGUCGCGUUGGAGAGGCUACAAACGGAGCUAAAAGAAGGAUGGACGGUCCACACUGGGAGGGAUGGCAGACUUUAUUAUUGCAAUCACAUCACGCGGACAGCCAGCUGGCUUCCCCCGGUGGAGAGCUGGCCUUCCGGGGACUGUGACAGCGGCGAUGAAGAGCUGCCGUAUGGCUGGGAACAGGCAUUGGAUAGCCGAGGGAAGCCUUAUUAUAUCAACCAUGUCAACAAAACCACGACAUACGUGGCUCCAGAAGGCUUCUCGUGCGAGUCCCCGCCCGCGCCGCGGGACGUGGUGCUGGAGAGGGACCCUGAACUCGGCUUCGGCUUCGUGGCUGGAUCUGAGAAGCCUGUGCUGGUGCGCUUUGUCACGGACAACUCGCCGAGCGUUGGGAAACUGGAACCAGGCGAUCAAAUCCUCUGCGUCAACGGUGAAGACGUCAGCACAGCCGCGCGAGAGCACGUCAUAUCAGCAGUGCGAGCUUGCUCAGAGAAGGUCACGCUGCGAGUAUGUCAACCGGCACGGAGCGGCAACCUGACCAGGAGGUCCGCCUUCUUGUCCGCUGCCAAGCGAGCGAGACUGAGGGCGAGGCCUCCCAGGGUCAGGUUCGCUGACUCAGUUCAGCUGAAUGGGGCUCCGAUGUACCCUCCCUCGGCAUUCUCCCUCGGCGAUCUCUGUCUACCACCGAUGGCGAAUGUCCUCAAAGUAUUUCUUGAGAACGGUCAGACGAAGUCCUUCAAGUACGACGCCACCACCACCGUGGCAGACGUCGUCACCAGCCUCAAGGACAAACUGUGCAUCACUGCGGAGGAACACUUCAGCUUGGUGGUCGAACAUGUAAAAAGUUUGAGGAGGAACAAGCUUACCUUGUUAGACCCGAAAGAAUCUUUGGCAAGGAUCGCCGCACGACCAGGAUCUCAUAAAAUGCGUUGCCUAUUCCGAGUCGUCUUCAUGCCAUCAUCAGCGGCUGAACUGGCUCAACGAGACCUCGCAGCGUUGGAUUAUCUGUACAUGCAAUGCUGUAACGACGUGGCACAGGAUCGAUUUGCGCCAGAGCUGCAACCCGACGUGGCGCUGAGGCUCGCUGCCUUGCACAUACAUCAACAUGCGCUGGCGCAUAACCUGCCGCCUGCUAAGAUUACUGUCAAAGCUGUUGAGCGAGAGUUCGGCUUCGAGAGGUUCGUGCCAAGCAGCCUGUUAGAGAGUAUGAAACGCAAAGAGCUUCGGCGUCUGGUAGCGCACUUCCUCAAGCUCAACGCGCAGAUGACGGGCAGUCAGCGACAUCUAACGCAGUUGCAGGCAAAACUUCAUUACUUGGACAUAGUGGGUAGUCUUCCAAGUUACGGCGCGAAGUGCUUCAGCUGCAGUCGACCUGAACGUGUUCUAUUGGUUUCACCGCGCUUUGGACUCAGUCAAAUCGUGGGCAGAAAUAACUCUGUGCCCCAAUCCAUCGCCUCUCUGGAAGAAGUGGAAGGCGUCCGCGUGAAGAGCGAAUGUUCCGGAAGCGCGGACGUCGCUAUCUUCCUGCAGAGGGACCGAGUUCUCGCGUUGCUCAUGGAAGAGAAGGAUGCAACGGAGAUGCCUCUUGUUAUAGCUGGAUAUUACAGGCUCGCCACAGGCCGAGAGUUGAAUAUUGAGCUAGAAAGAGAGCCUAUGACUGAAGACAUAGCACCACCUUACUUGUCGCAGCACAGUGUAGUACCGGCAAAAUGGAGCUACUUGUAUUACGAUGACCCCAUGAUCCUCGGCAAAAAGCAUUUCGCCAUCUUCAGUAUGCCGCCUCCAUAUCAUUCCACACCGGACCAGACCAAAUCUAGCCUGGACACCAACAUGAACACUAGCAUAGCCAAUCGUAACCAUAGCAACACCUCCAGCCCAUUAGUUGGCUACGGAACAAAACCAAGCAUUCUAGGUCACGACAUUCAUUUCGAAAAAUGUAAACGAACUGAAGAUUUCAGACUUUUUGAUCCAAAUGACACUUGUUAUCUAGACGAUGGUAUGGGCUUUGAUCUACAAAGCGUAUUGUCUAUGGAACUAUUAGAAAACGUGAAUAAUCCUCGUCUAGUAGAAGCCAAAAACGAAGAGGUGUUAAGAAGAGUAGCAGAAAUGCAAAAACUAGUAGAAAAUUCCGAACAAUAUCUGACUGAAAAUUGUGAUCUUUACAAUGAUAUUGGUUAUGAUGGUAUUUUAAGAGACGAAUUAGUUGGUAAAGAGACUUGCGUAGAUCAUUUAGAGAGUGAUACGGAAUCUGUUAAUAGUAGAAUGUCGGCCGCUGAUGAUGCGCCAGGGAUAUUAAAACAUAGUGAUUCCUUAUUACUUCUGACUGAAACGAUUAAUCAAGGUUUGAGUGGUUUGACUGCAGCUGAAACUGAAAAAGAGUUUAAUGGUAGUGAUCUCACAAAAAGGCAAUCACAAGGUCUUAGUGCAAUACUUAACAAUUGUGGACUCACUGAUGCUUUAUUAGCUCUAAAUAAUGAUGUUGUUUAUUCUGAAAGUGAUAAUGAUUCUUCAUAUACUCCUACAAGUAGUCCUAUAAGAAAACAUCAAACUAAAGCUUCUAAUAAAGCAGUCAGAACUAGUUUUGGUUUGCACAGUCCAGACGCUACAUUAGAUGCUAAAGAAUCUAAUUUGAAAGAAUACUUAAAACAACUAAGAGAGAAAAGUAAUAGGGAAGAAAACGCAUCUGAAUUUCCAUUUUUUUAUCAGGAAAGUAUAGUAGACAACGACGCCGAGCUUAUAGAUUUAACGUUAAUACCUCCACCGCAAACUCCUGAUGAGUUAGACUGUUCAACACAAGUGCCUCAAAUUUUACCCAUAGUUCCACCAUCAUUCGCUGACGAUAAGGACACGGAACAAGACAAUAUACCAAAAAGUAAUGAACUAGAAGAAUUUAUAGCCAAUGUUACUAUACAGCCACCUACAGUUAGAAUAACUCCAGCAAUAGAGCUUACUCCCGAAGAAAUUAUGUCAUAUAUCAUUCCACCGCCACCGGGAUCUAACUCAUCGACGUUAGAUAGAGAUCAAGCGAGAUACGUAAAUCAAGAUGAAUUGUGUGAAACUAAAAAUGAACAGAACUCUUGUAACGAUGUGAAAACAUCCAACGGUGAUGUAACAAGAGGAGUUCUUAGCGUUAGUGAAAUUAGAAGCAUGUUCAAUGCAAAAGGCUUAAGUGAUGCUAGAAAUAGUUUGUUAUUAAAAGAUAAAAACAAAUCUCAAACAAAGUCCGAUUCACCGAAAUGUAAAAGAAAAAGUAUUACGGGAGAUAAACAAUCAAAUGGAAUUACGCACAUAAUAGAAUACCCGACAGUUGAAAGAAAGGGUAUGUUUUCUUGUUGCAGCAAAGAUAAAAAUAAGAGUGAAGAGAAUAGUGAAACUGAAACUGAAAAAGUCGAGGGUCAAAUACAAAAUUCUGAUUCAAUGCCUGAUGUUUGCGAGAUAAGGCCCCCUCCUAGAAGAAAAAGUAGUGAAAUUCGUAAACCGCCAGAACGCCCCCCAAAAACACCACCAACUCCCGCUCCCCGACCGAGAUCGAAUUCAUUCACAUGUCCAAAUAACGAAUUGAGUGCUGUCGAAAUCACGACUAAUCAUUUCGGUACCAUGAAUAAUAGGAAACUGAACUAUAAAGUUGUGUGUGAAUUAAACGAAGGCCCACAAAUCCCUCCUCAAUUACCACCCCGACCGGAGAACAGAAUCCUUUCACCACCUCCACCUUUGUUACUACCCCCAAAAAAACCACCACUACCUCCAGUACCGAGCAUUGAAGUUUUACGUAUAAAAAAUGCCCAAAAAUCGUCUCCAGUGCGUGCCACUGAAAGACUAGCCAGCAUAGGUUCACCACACUUCCAAAGAAAUCUCAGCACGUAUAGGAAUCUCGAAAAUGAAAACCGAUUAACCGACGACGAAUCUCAAAGCAUAAGGUCCACACAAAACUACAGUUCCAUGACGUUGCAGAAUCGACACGUUCGGUCAAAUUCGGAGACGAAGAAUACGAUAUUGAAAAACAAAGAGAUGUCCACAGCUCUGUCGCUAUGUUCUCCUCAGAUGAACAGGCGUUUCAGCAACAGACCUGAUAUUUUAAAUGGAGCACCAGUAGGUGACCCGCGUAUGUUCAGUCCUCCAUUAUCUGAGAGGAAAGCUGUAAGAAGGGACAGUGCUAGUUCCACUGGCAAGGUUCAGAACCAUGUAAGGUUUAAGGAGGACGUGAUUGACGAUAUUCCGACUCCUCCAUCGCCUCCUACGGUCAAGUUUCCCGAUUUCCAAGCGGGGAAUAAUGGGCAUGUGUCUAUAGAGAAUUUGUUGUGCAAGACGGAGGUAGCAGUGGAUGGGUUGCUUCAGAGGUUGCAUCAAGUUGCUCAAAAGUGUUCGCAUCAACAUGCUCACGGCGGUGGCGAGGAUAUCGAUGAAGUCAAAUUUCAACGAGCUCGCAACGAGUUGACAUCCUGUGCAGUGUCGCUAGUGGGUGCGUCGCGCACGCUGGUGGGCGCUCUCGGGGCGUCCCCGGCCGCGCCCCCCGCUCCUUCCGCACCCGCUGCACUAGCCGACUGCCUGACGCCUCUGCGACGACUCGCAGACCUUGCUCAGGCACUUGGGAGACACACGUCAGCACCAUUACAAACCAGAAACUUAGUCCUCCGAGUUCAUGACGUCACCGCAGCGUUCAAAGACCUUGCAGGAGCUGAAAUGGCGCAUAUUAUCCACGAACACAACACCAAAGGCGGCCAAGGACAAGGCCAGGACACCAACUCAACACUAGAAGGACAAUUGGCACUGAGAGCUGAAUGCCUGGCCAAUGUGUUGGCUACAUUGCUCAGAAGUCUGAGAGUCUUUUCUCCUUAAACAUUGCGGAAAUUCGUAAUUUGGCAGCUCAUAAUGCAAUACACUCCAAUGGUACGAGUAUGUGUAAUCUGUGGAACAUCAUCUGUAAUCUCAAGCUGAUCCCAAACUGGAAACUAAAACUAAGUUUACAGUACGAGUCAACUUAGAAGUUGCGUCGGCAUAAUUCGCAAAAAUUAUCACUUCUGGACUAACUCUUUUGUUUAUUAUUACUGCAAUGAAUGUAAUCGAAAAUGAUCUAUGCGCGUAUGCAAUAAAUUGUAAAAUUAUCUCAGACCUCUUGUUGAAAUUGGCUAUGUGGAAAAGCGUCAGUGCAGUGAGGCGAAAAAGAGCGGUUGCCAUUGGUUAUUCGAUUUAAGUUCGUUCUUUAGUAACUUCAAGUUAUAUCGUACUUCGUACUGUACUUUUUGACGUCUAUAGGGAAUAUAAUCUCAAAAUCCUGCUCACUGUCAUAGACAAUUAAAAAAAAAAAUAUCAUGAUAUCUAUUCGAAUCUCUUUAAUGUUUAGUGUAAAAUAGUUUUAUCUUCUGUUAAAAUGACCGUUACUAAAAUGAGACCAAAUAAAAUUAGGUACGUUUGUAUAAUUAUUAUUAUUGUAGUUGGCGACAAUUUUGUUAGUUAAGUUGUAGUUUUGUAAAUUUUAACAUACGUUAACCUGUAUUGAUUGUUAAUAUGAGUUCUUGUGUAAAGCUAAGGCCUACAUCUAAAAAUAUAUUCGUGUCCAUGGAAAUUCGAGAGAAAGAAAUUUUCAGACGUUUUUUGUAGUUGUUUAUACCUAAGUGAAAUUCGUCUUCUGACACCAGAAUACCUUGCUAUAAUAAUAAAAAUAUACUUCUAUUUUAAUCUAUGAUUCCAUAAUAAAAUGUUACCAUGUUAAAUAAUUAAGUUAACGUAUACUUUAAAACAUAUCUGUUCACAUUAUCAACUAUAUUGUAUAUUUUAUUAUAGGUAUGUGUGAUUAAAAUAGGGUGCAUAAAUAAAUGAAAUGUAAUUAAAUCAUAUCUGUAUACUAACAUGUCUAACUGAAUAGUAGCAUUAAAUGUCAAAUGCAUUUUGCUUUUUUCUAAUGACAUUUUAUUUUGCGUCGUAGUCUGUGUUGCUAGUUGUUAAAAUGAUUUUUAAUUAACAUCAGUGUCAUCGUUUAUCCGGUGUGCUAAUAUUAAAUAUUGGUGCUAUUUAAAAAAGUGUAAGUUUUUGUAUUAUGAUUGGUUGAAAUAAUGAGUGACGCGGUAAAAAGUGCACUAACGAUUUGAAUUUGGAAUUAUACUUUGUUGUACGUCUACAUACAUGAAAACUUAAUAAUUUGUGUAUGUACUUAUAUUUAAUUUUCUACUUUCUUUUGUCACCUGUAAAGUACAAUUUUUAUUCUUUCCUUUACGAAAUCUUAAUACCAGUAUUUAACCAAAGAUAUUCUUUUUUAUUUGUUUUACUUUUUCAUUUAAUUUUUAUAUUUUGAUUUUAAAGCCUUGUUCAUUCCUUUUAGCGUAAUACUUCUUAUUAUACAAGUGUUUUUGAUGAAAAGUAUAGGUCGAACUAUUUUUAUUUAUUCUUUAAUAUAUUACAAUUAAUAUAUCAGAAUAAAUGUUUUAAGAUGAUUACUAUAUCAAAAAACUAUGUAAAAUAUCAAACAUAUACAUAAUUGUUGCUAAAUAAUAGUAAAUUGCAACUGUUAUCUUAAAAUAAAAUAUCAUCAGGACGUCACAUUUAUAAAUAACACAAUAACAAAUAACACAAACAAGGUGUUUUAUUAUUUUCUCAUCGAUGUAUAUGUAAAAUAGUUAGGGGAUGAAAUACAACCUUGAGUAACACCUAAAAGAAAUUGACCGUUUUUAACCAAUUAUUAUUGUUUUAUUGCAAAUGUGAACAGUCAUAAUAUGACUGUAUGUUUACAUUUGCCCUAAAAUAAGUAUAAGUAUUGUUAUAAUCCUGACAAAAAAUAAGUUUGACAUAUUUAACAGAAAUAUUAAUUAAUAUUUCUUUAAUAGCAACGAUCUUAUAGCAUUCAAUUAUGUAUAUGUUUAAUAUUAAACUUAAGGUAUAAAUGUUUUAACUGCUAAGUUAAAUCGAUAUUAUACAAGGUAACUAACUAUACAAUACAUAUUAAUAAUAUAAUAAUAUCACACCAAUCUAUUUAUUGUUUCAAAGAUCACAAUGCAAUGCAUUUGAUGUAAUAAACCAUUUAAAAC
Molecule: messenger RNA, 7660 nt
Organism: Maniola jurtina (meadow brown)
Lineage: Eukaryota; Metazoa; Arthropoda; Insecta; Lepidoptera; Nymphalidae
Exons: 14
Coding region: 363-5477 (1704 amino acids)
Biological process (GO): signal transduction
Cellular component (GO): cytoskeleton
Molecular function (GO): protein binding
Source: RefSeq, a predicted model, not a curated record